GACACUCUAUCGAGAACUGUGCGUGGUUUGUACCUUCUUCAGAGAAAGAUCGCGCUGUUUGCAACGCAAUAAUGUAUGCCACAAUUGCACAUCGUAGAGCUAUAAACGUCGUACUUAUCAUCUCUGUAAUGGCGUUGGUUACCGAUUUGUACGGAGUUUGUGAUGCACUAACGAUAUCACAAGAUGUGAAAGUAUUACUGCAGUCCUGUGUAUUUGGAAUCGGCCUUUUACUUUGUAUAUUUAUCAGUCUUUAUCUCGGAGAAAAACUUACGGAGUACAAUAACGAUCUGGCGAUAUAUGUAUACAACACGUCGUGGUAUUUAAUGUCAGUGUCGUCGCAAAAGCUUGUGUUGUUUCUAAUACAGAACAUUGGCAAAGAGUUCACAGUAACGAUCGGUUAUAUUUUGGAGGGAAAGAUCGAAAAUUUUGUCAUGAUCAUCAAAGCUGCGAUGUCAUAUGUCACCGUUUUGUACAAUAUGUACAAUAAUUAGGAAUGAAUUUCUAAAAUCUGAUUAUAGUGUCGAAUGCACUUUAAGUUGUUUUCUUUCUUUUUACAGUUUUGCGUUUCAU
Pseudomyrmex gracilis is the source of this 570-nucleotide messenger RNA. Its product is annotated as odorant receptor 46a-like. Gene Ontology annotation, cellular component: plasma membrane. The record is from RefSeq and is a predicted model, not a curated record. The transcript is spliced from 5 exons. Gene Ontology annotation, molecular function: olfactory receptor activity; odorant binding. Gene Ontology annotation, biological process: sensory perception of smell; detection of chemical stimulus involved in sensory perception of smell. Lineage: Eukaryota; Metazoa; Arthropoda; Insecta; Hymenoptera; Formicidae. The coding region runs from base 72 to 491 and encodes 139 amino acids.